Soboliphyme baturini is the source of this 344-nucleotide messenger RNA. The record is from the annotation of a GenBank genome assembly. NCBI's taxonomy places the organism in Eukaryota, Metazoa, Nematoda, Enoplea, Dioctophymatida, Soboliphymatidae.
AUGGUCACCGAUAGUAAUGACCAGAAACCUUGGUUCGACAGAGCCGUCUACGUGACGAAGGUGUUCGAAAAUGUACCGAUUGGUCACAAGGUGCUACAACUGUCGACACGGGACAUGGACAUUGGCCACAAUGGUCGCGUACACUAUACAUUGAUCACGCCGGUAGACGAAUUCGCGGUCAACGACUUGGGUAUUAUCUUUACGACGUCGCUGCUGGAUCGCGAGAUGAUCGAUCGCUACAAUCUGCUAGUGCAAGCGAUCGAUUCCGGAUGGCCACCGCAAAGCUCGGUCGCGACGGUCAGCGUCCACAUUCUGGACGUUAAUGAUAACCCUCCACGGUAAGA